Molecule: messenger RNA, 654 nt
Organism: Chaetomium strumarium
Lineage: Eukaryota; Fungi; Ascomycota; Sordariomycetes; Sordariales; Chaetomiaceae
Product: kinase-like domain-containing protein
Exons: 3
Coding region: 1-654 (217 amino acids)
Biological process (GO): protein phosphorylation
Molecular function (GO): ATP binding; protein serine/threonine kinase activity
Source: RefSeq, a predicted model, not a curated record
AUGGCAGACAAUACCAGUCUCAUCAAUCUCCCUACCGGUUUUGACUUUAAAGAUUACAUCGGAGGCGGUAACAGUGGAAUAGUCCUCCUUGACAAGCACACGUUAACGGUCAUCAAAAUCCGGCUUGAUGGGGACCACUCCCCAGAGAUCGACAUCGAGCGACAGAUCUAUGAGCGUUUCAUCGAGCGCGGCGGCCAAAAAGGGAUCCCGAUCUUCUACGGAACCUUCAAACAUGGGAUCCGCCUUGAUCAUGUUGCCGAAGCUCUUGAUUUCGUUCACGAAUGCGGUGUCAUCCAUGGAGACGUCCAAGGCUUCAACGUGCUAAUUGACUGGCGCCUUGACGCAAAGCUAGCAGAUUUCGCCGGGUCUUCGCUCGAUGGCUCUCCGCUUCUGAUCGCUACAAAUGAAAGCCACACCUGCCCAGGGCGCGGACUGUCCCGCAAAGGUGACAUAUUUGCGCUCGGUUCCACAAACUACGAGUUGAUGACGGGCUGUCCGCCAUAUGCUGGGCUCUCUGACAGCGUGAUUCGCUCGCGCUACUCCAAGGGCCAAUAUCCCGACACCAAGUCCCUAGGGGCUGUCGGCAGCAUCAUCACGAAGUGCUGGCGUGGGAACUGCGAGGAACUCCAUUCUCGCCUCCUUGUCACACAGUGA